Messenger RNA from Sordaria macrospora k-hell, 966 nucleotides. RefSeq lists its product as uncharacterized. The record is from RefSeq and is a predicted model, not a curated record. NCBI's taxonomy places the organism in Eukaryota, Fungi, Ascomycota, Sordariomycetes, Sordariales, Sordariaceae.
AUGGCGCCAAUAAGACGAUACCUUCGGAUUACAAAGUAUUCGGUGCUCGAAUGUCGUAUAUAUCUCGAUAACCCGGCCUUAGCACACUCAUGGCUUCUCAACCCUAGGAAUUCCAUUCUACCCAAGGUCAUUGAGGCCGUGCGUCCACUAGUACUGCCCAAGCUGCGUGAGGAGAGGGAACGCGCGCAAAGCAAAAAGAAGAGCAAGAAGCGGAGUAUCAAGGAUGUAGUCAUUGAGGACGACUUUGAGGUGUCCGUCUUCCUCACCGAAACAGAUACCCGGCACUCCUUAUUACACAAGCAGAAGCAUUUCCGAGACAAGAUCCAGACUAAACUAAAGUCCAAUUCGUCCAAGCUCACGGGAGAAUCACGUGAAGCGCCCGUCGACGUUGACGUGGAAGCUGCUCUACUUCGGGAGGCAGCCGACGACGAUGAUGUGCCCAUUAUACGAGAGGAAAAUGACGAAGAUCAGGAGGUCAACCUAAACGAUAUCCCUACCGUCGAUGAAACGGACGUCAUAUCCGAGUCCGCCAAUAGGAGGUCAAAACGAAGACGUCGGCAACCAUCGGGACCAAACAAUGACAGUGGCGUUGAUGACGAGGCCCAAGCCAUUGACUCGGAGCUACUUGACGACGAUGACAUGUUCAUUGGUGAUAGCAACGACGAUAAUGGAAGCGAAGGGCCUCCGGCAAGAAAGCGUCGCAAAGACAAGCAGCCUGCUGCCGGGGAGGAGGAGGGACGUGAUGACAAGAAGAAGCUUGCUAUGGACAUAUCAUACGAGGGCUUUGCUAUCUACGGCCGAGUACUCUGUCUUGUGGUGAAAAAGCAGGACAGUGGGAGGACCGUUACGGGGCCUUCGAGUGGCAAGGCUUUGACGGCCCAGCCUGGCGGCCAGGCAAUGAUGGAAAACUGGAUCACAUCUACACAACUUCCCGAGGCUGCCGUGGGCGAGGACGACGCGGUUUGA